AGACGGAUUCAGAGCUUGAGAGAGCGCGGAAGAGAGAGGAGUCACAGUCAGCGAGAGAGGAAUCGAAUAAAAGAGAAAAGGCAGACGGAGUGAAGGAGAUUACACGAGGCAGACACACACAGAGCGAGAGAGAAGGAGAGAGAGACACACAGAGAGAGAGAAAGAAAGAGAAGCCAACACUCAGACCGAGAAAGUAAGAGCGCCUUGUUGUUGUUGUGUUGUGUGCAGCGUCGCACUGGUCUUCCUCGGUUAUCUGUCUCCAUCUGGCUGCCAUCUGUGUCUCUGGCUCUGGCCUAAGCCACACUGCAGCUCACAUAUGUGGGAAUGCAAACACAUGCCUGACAUAUGAAGGUGUGGAGUCACAGAGAGAGAGAGACACACAGAGAGAGAGACACACAGAGAGAGAGACACAGAGAGAGAGAGAAAGGAAAGGAUAAGAAAGCAGAGCCUCGCCACUGCAGCUGACUUUCUCCACGGACUCUACUAGAGAGGAGACAGUAGAGAGAAGAAGAGCCCUGCCAUGCCCGGUUCUCCUGUGGAUGCUAAGACUCAUUCCAGAUCAGCCCCCAGCAGCAGCAGCACCAGCUCCACGAUGCCACCCCUGCCUUCCGUCAACCCCAGCGGCCCUCGCCCCGCCUCUUUUUCCACCACAGCAUUGACGAAUGGGAAUCAUCAUUCCCCACCCACCUUGAACGCAGUGCCGUCUCCACCACAGCGCUACAGCAAUGGACCUUCCUCUUCCUCGUCCUCAUCGCUAGCAAACCAGCAGCUGCCGGCCACCUGUGGAGCUCGCCAGCUGAGCAAACUGAAGCGUUUCCUGACCACGCUGCAGCAGUUUGGCAAUGACAUUUCUCCUGAGAUUGGAGACAGUGUUCGAAGCCUUGUCCUGGCCCUCGUGAAUUCAACAGUUACCAUUGAGGAGUUUCACUCACGGCUUCAGGAGGCGACCAACUUCCCCUUACGCCCUUUUGUUAUUCCCUUUCUCAAGGCAAACCUACCUCUGCUGCAGAGGGAGUUGCUCCACUGUGCACGGGCAGCCAAGCAAACUCCAGCCCAGUACCUGUCCCAGCACGAGCACCUCCUCCUGAGCACCACACUGGCUUCCUCUCCAGACUCUUCGGAGCUGCUGAUGGAGCCUUCUGACGCUGGGACCAAGAGACACAGCCCGAACAGAGCUAAAGAGAACGGUUUCCACGAACGCCCACCUGCAGCCAUGGAGCCUGCUGCCAAACGCAUCUGCACCAUCAGCCCCGCGCCGCGACACAGCCCCGCCCACCCGCUGCCGCUCAACACCCAGCUUCACCCAACUCCUCCACCCUUGCAGCACUAUGCCCUGGACGACAUCGCAACGCCACACAUCCUGCACCGAGAGCACAGCCAACGCAUGCUGGAGAUCCGCGAGCUCAAAGACAGACCCAGACUUCCUGGAACUAAUGGGGGUUACCGUGAGGAGCCGGUGGACCACAGGCUGACAGACAGAGAGUGGGCUGAUGAAUGGAGGCAUCUGGACCACGUGUUGAACUGCAUUGUGGACAUGGUGGAAAAGACCCGGAGGUCAGUGAGCGUGCUCAGACGGUGCCAGGAGUCCGAUCGCGAGGAGCUCAACUACUGGCGACGGCGCUCAAGCGAGCAGGAGGACCCACGCAAAGGAGGUUCGGGCUCCACCCCCUUCUCCAAGACACACAGCCCCCACUCCGCAGAGUCAGACUCCAAGCGCGACUUUGCUUCGCGGCCAGGCUCGGCAUAUGUUCCAGAUGAGAUCUGGAGGAAAGCUGAAGAAGCGGUGAACGAAGUGAAGCGUCAGGCCAUGGAUGAGGUGCAGAAAGCGGUGGCGGAGGCCGAGCAGAAGGCUUUCGAGAUGAUCGCCACCGAGAGGGCUAAGAUGGAAAAGACUCUGGCUGAUGCAAAGAGGAAGGCUCAAGAAGACGCCAUCCUGGUCGUCAACGAACAGGAGGAUUCCAGUGAGUGCUGCUGGAACUGCGGGCGCAAAGCCAGCGAGACGUGCAGCGGUUGUAACGCGGCUCGCUACUGUGGCUCGUUCUGUCAGCACAAAGACUGGGAGAGGCAUCACCUUAUCUGCAGCCCAGGACUGCAAGCUCAACCCAAACCAUUGUCUGCCAUCACUGCGAGCAGGGCGGCUGCAGUGGCCUCCGCAGCAGCAGCAGCAGCAGCGGCAGCAGCCGGCGUGUCUCCUGUCGGUCUGGCCGGGGUCAAGGCCCCCGACAUUGUGCCUUCAGUGUCCAGUCCUGGCGGAGAGAAGGCCUCGGUCGUGUCCCGCUCUUCCACCCCCUCCACCCCUGCCUCGGCCUCUGAGGCCAACGGACACUAGGCAGUGAAAAGAUGUCACUCAGUGGUUCACUUGUCACCAAUCCCGUCCCUUAACUUGGGGGAAAAAAACUGAAUCGGCACAAUGCGGGAAAUGUACGUGGGUUUGUCCGAAUAACAGAUUUCUCAUCAUAUUCUUUGGCAGUUAAAAACAAAAGGACAGAUUAUGGAGGGACUGUUUUGAGUGAUAUGUCAACUGGGACGUUGACUUUGGCAAAGAACAGAAAAGACAUCCAUUGGAAAACAGAUCUACCUAACAGAUGGAAACGUGUUUGUCUCAAAGUCCAAAAACCACCAAAUCUUGCAUCUGCUACGAGGAGUGAAAGAAGAAGAAAAAAAAACUGUUGAACUUUUAUCUUCGGCCACGGAGAAGAAGUUAUGAGACGAAGGAAUGAUGAUGGAGAUUAUAAAAAAAACAGCGAAUGCCUCCCCUUGACUUCACUUUGUAUAAAUUUAAUAUGGGGGGGGGGGGGGGGGGGGGU
Molecule: messenger RNA, 2807 nt
Organism: Solea solea (common sole)
Lineage: Eukaryota; Metazoa; Chordata; Actinopteri; Pleuronectiformes; Soleidae
Gene: cbfa2t2
Product: CBFA2/RUNX1 partner transcriptional co-repressor 2
Exons: 11
Coding region: 521-2329 (602 amino acids)
Biological process (GO): negative regulation of DNA-templated transcription; DNA-templated transcription
Cellular component (GO): nucleus
Molecular function (GO): transcription corepressor activity
Source: RefSeq, a predicted model, not a curated record